Molecule: messenger RNA, 786 nt
Organism: Salvelinus fontinalis (brook trout)
Lineage: Eukaryota; Metazoa; Chordata; Actinopteri; Salmoniformes; Salmonidae
Product: protein transport protein Sec16A-like
Exons: 6
Coding region: 1-699 (232 amino acids)
Source: RefSeq, a predicted model, not a curated record
AUGGAGGAGAUCUUCCUCACAACCAGUGUCCCUGUGAAGAAUGGACACAAUCAUCCACAACCACCUCCCAUCAUCCCCAUGGUGGCACCACUGUGGAAAUGGGAUGGUGGAGAAUGUACUCCACCUGUGGAUUUCUAUUCAAAGAGAAGAGAUGUCCGACUUAGAUAUGUUGAGCAUCCUGCUAUGAUGUCCAUCACCAAGCCGGAACACUCCGAGGCCAACCCUCAGUGCCAGACUGGCAGCUGGCCGGUGGCUGAGCCCGAGACCCCUGCUGUUCACAAUAACAGUGGAGGCUGGCUCAGCUGGGUCUUUGGGAGUGGAAGAGUUAAUAAGAAGGAGGUUCAUCUACCUGAGGACAAAGACAGAUCUAUUGUCUGGGAUCCAACUCUGCACAGAUGGGUUAACAAAACUGAGCCCAAGGUUGAGAACAAGUGUGUACCACCACCUCCACCGAUGUGGACAUACGGAUAUCAGGGGAACACUGGCAGUGUCCCCAAAGGAGUGAAUCCUUACUCUAUGAAAGCAGCAGGUCUAUGGGGCAGCAGAUACCCUACAAUGCAUUACAAUGAUGGGACCAACUCAAAGCCUCCAAGCCAUGGGCCUGGACUGCUUCCUAGACAGCGCUCUGGCUUGCUCCCUCCUUCACACUUUGACCUCAUGGCACCAAUGGUUGUGCCACCUGACACUCUACCCUACUGAGUCUGUUCGUCGGACGAAACUGGAGAAAAAUAACUAGUGUCGAAAGUAAACAUCCGCACCUCGAUGGUGCCAACUCUGCUUAUGUCU